Messenger RNA from Mycena citricolor, 3495 nucleotides. The record is from the annotation of a GenBank genome assembly. Lineage: Eukaryota; Fungi; Basidiomycota; Agaricomycetes; Agaricales; Mycenaceae.
AUGUGGUCGAAGUUGAAGGGCGCAACUCGCAGCUUUGUCGGGCCGGCAUAUUAACUUUAAGUGGGCCACAUAAGCGCUGCAGCGUCAGCAUCACCGAUCACUCCAAACGCGCAGGCGCGGGUGUGGUCUCAUCAUCUCUCUCCGCCAUGUCGGCGGCUUACCUGCGGCACCCACGUUAUGUCGUGCUAAUACUAGUGGCUCUUGUCUUCACUCUUUACCUCGUGGGGCCCUUCGAUGCGCCUCCACCUCCCGUACACGUCCACGAGCAUAUCGAGGAUCCCGACCUCCCUCGGCGCAUUGCCGAGUCGGAGAGGAUAUACAGCAAGGUCCUGCACGAACGCCAGGCGCUGAUUCAGAAAUUCGGCCCGCGUCCCAGUGACAUAUCUCUCUUCCCCGCAAACAAGGACCCUUGGCCUGCAUACACCGUCUGGAGCUUCUUUCCCGCCGCAUUCAAUUGUCCACACGAAAUCCAGCGACUGGGCGCGUUGGGCGACGGAGGAAAGUGGGUGUGCGGGAUCACCCGGUUGGAGACCAAGCCCAAUUGCGUCAUAUAUUCUUUCGGGAACAAUCACGAAUCUUCGUUCGAAGCGGACAUCCUGGCGAACACGGAACACUGCGAGGUCUGGGGCUACGACUUUUCGGUCAAGUCUUUUGGACCCGAAAUCCGCCCGUAUGCGAAGCGAGCGCACUUCCGACAGUAUGGCCUCGCCGAGAGGAACGCUCAUGGACCGGGUGAUCACCUCAAGUUGUACACCCUAGAGACUCUGAUGGAGUUGAAUGGUCAUACUCACAUCGACUUUCUGAAGAUUGAUAUUGAACGCUGGGAAUUCGAUACAAUGGCUGCACUGCUAAAGCCAUAUCUCUCGUCUGGCAAACCUCUGCCGUUUGGACAGCUGUCGAUGGAGAUACAUCUCUGGGGGAUGUCGUUUACCGACUUUCUUAGCUGGUGGGAAACACUAGAGCACGCGGGACUCCGGCCUUUCUGGAGCGAGCCUAAUCUUAUCUACACAAAUUACAACCGAGGAAGCAGCAGUGAACUGGCGUCGUACACUUUCCUCAACAUCAAAGGUGACAAUAUCUUCAUCACGGAUCCAUUACCCGUCGCGGGCGAUACAUAGUCAUGUUCAAAAUGUAAACAAAUUUUGAGCCAAGUCCAUGAGGGAGAACCGCACGUGAACUGAAUCACGUGCUCACGCACGGACCACCACAUCAAACGUAUAAGUUCCAGCGCUGAACAAAGUGGAUCUUUACCACUCUGGCCUUUUGGCUUAGAUCAAGUGUAGUAUCUGUUCUUAAUAGUUUAACCACUAUUAGAGGGACACAGUCCCUUCUAUUUGGUUAUCUAAUUUUUGCCGCCCUUGUCUUUCUGCUCUGCUUGCAACAGAAGGACGCGAUGACCUUGCCGCUGCACUACUGGCUUGCGUCGUCGGGGGUCCACUUUUUUUGCGUCCUCCGGUGGGCUAACCCUAACCCUAGCUGAUGGAUUACACAGCUUUUAGCUUUGCUACAUACAUCAAUUACAUCGUCCAUCUCCAGUUCAUUGUCGCGAUCCUCGCACAGCUAUGCCUGGUCGGACGAUCACAGUCAUGACAACGGUUGCUCUUGAAACUCGUGCUGGAACUCGCGGAGCUAUCGAGUCAAACAGCACUCCAUGUUCUGCAAACAGCUUUGAGUGCUGUUGACGGGGCUGUGUUGAGCCGACUCGCGUCUUCGCGUGUUCUUGCUAUCCGGAUAGACGCGCCGAUACGGCGACGGACCGUACGGCCUUUGUUGUCCAUGUUGGCUCGUACGGGGACGCGGCAAAUUCUUGUCACCGGGAUCGCAACCCGCGAGUGCAAUCCCGCUAUCAGCCCCGAGUCAACUCAUUCGACUUGACUCGCCAGCACUCCAGCACACGCGUCCACAGUGGACCUCGGGCCGGAUCUGCACACGCGUGCGCGCACAGGAUGAAGCAAAAUAGACUGCCCUCGCUGACGUCGAUGACACGGAAUAACGUCCGCAUCUCGAGACGGGACGAUCUUGUCAACUGCGACAUGUAUCAGUAUCAGACAAAGAUGGCUCAGGAACUUGGAUGAAAAUCCGACACUGCCUGCCUGCAUCGUCCGUCCUCAUCAGCUGCUGUGGCGGAUCAGCCAUCCAUGCAGUGUCUUUUUUCUAACGGAAUCGGACCGACAAGGGUGCCCAACUGGAAUAUAAAACGAGUCACCAUUUUGCACUUCCAGUCAUCCCAACUCAUCUCCCAUGGACUCCCAGACCGCCCUCAAAGCCAAACAGUUCUACGCCUCUGCGCACUUUGCCGUGGUCGGCGCCUCAGCCGACAGCUCAAAGUACGGAUCGAAGAUUGUCGCGUUUCUUGCCGACCGUCAGAAAGAUGUGGUGCCCAUCAACCCCAACAGAGCAGACGUCCGUGGCCUGAAGUGCCUCAAGAGUCUGUCCGAGCUGCCUGAUCCAACCCACACCUCUGUCUGCAUCGUCGUCCCCCCUGCAGUCACGCUGCAAGUCCUCCAGCAGGCCAAAGCCCUAGGUAUCCCCUCGCUGUGGCUGCAGCCCGGCGCAGAAGACGAUACGGUCCUCAAAUUCAUCGAAGCAGACGCUGGCUUCGAGUCGCACUGUCUGUACAGUACGACAGCUUUGCAUCAGCAUCCCCUGUCGGCAAGCCACACAUCGGUGUCCUUCGAAGCCAAGAAGAACCGCUUCUUUGCCGCAAAGAAAUUUGCAGUCGUCGGUGCUUCAGCAGACGAGAAAAAAUUCGGGACCAAGGCUCUCCAAUAUCUUAUCAAAGUGCACCGAGACGUUGUGCCGAUCAACAUCACGGCUUCUCACAGCCAGGGUAUCCCGUGUCUCAAGUCCCUGGCAGACCUGCCGGAUCCGACCAACACCAGCAUCUGCAUUGUGAUCCCACCCAAGGUCGGUCCCAAUCACCGCACGAUCUUACAUCCCAAACUGAUUGAUGAUGAUAAUCAGGCCACUCUCCAAGUCGUGCAGCAGGCAAAGCAAUUGGGGAUCUACGCCCUCUGGAUCCAGCCUGGGGCAGAGGACGCCGACGUCGUCCGCUUCAUCGAGGCGGAUCCCGAAUUGGAAGCGCGCUCCCUCUUCCGGCAGCACCCACUCCCCACAGUCGAGCCCAACCCGGCCACUGGCAUCCAUGACCCGAUUGACGUAUCCCCGCCCCCGGCCCCGCCCCAACCACCCGUGCGUGUGAUUGCCACCCCACCAGAGAGCGUCAACACUGUCGUGCUCAAACCGAUGGUCAAUCUUGUGGCGGCCCCCUUCGAUGAGCCGCCGCCCUCCAAGGAUCAGCCGUCGCCGUGCAUGAUCGCCAUUCCUCCCGAGAGCGUCAACACUGUCGUGCCCAAACCGAUGUUCAAUCUUGUGGCGGCCCCCUCCGAUGUGCCGUCGCCCUCCGAUGAUACGGGGCCGCCGUGCAUGAUCGCCAUUCCUCCCGAGUCCGUCGAUAUUCCGGCCCUGCCGAAAAUGAUGCCCAUCGCGGUCUGA